Osmia bicornis bicornis is the source of this 3651-nucleotide messenger RNA. Its product is annotated as myb-like protein X. The record is from RefSeq and is a predicted model, not a curated record. Lineage: Eukaryota; Metazoa; Arthropoda; Insecta; Hymenoptera; Megachilidae. The coding region runs from base 129 to 914 and encodes 261 amino acids. The transcript has 4 exons.
UGUGUCACGUGACCCACGCUAACCGCCAUCUUUGCUUAUCGUAUAAACAGUGCGACCGGGCUCAGCACGAAUUCUUGUUGGGAAAUCGUGGUUUUUCCAGUGUUUUUGAGUGAUUCAGAGGCAAAGAAAUGUCCGAAAUUAAGGCGGAGAGCAAGAACGACAACAACAUCGAGGAUGUGUCAAAGGACAAUUCUUCGGCAGAAGAAAAACCAAGUCCAACGAAAAAUAAACGAGGAGGUACGAAAAGACUGUCCACACUCGAAAGGACGGCCCAAGAAGGGGAACGUCUCACAAAGGAUUUAAAUGCAGCCGUAGGAGAAGUGGAAGGAAGGAGGCGUACACGUAGUUCAGCACGUGGCUUAACCUCGUCGACAGCUGUGCCAUCUCCACCUAAAAGGGAAAAGAGGGAUACAUCAACAAAAGGCACCGGUCGUGGACGCGGGCGUCCUAAACGGCAAGAGAAAAACAAUGAAAACAACACGGAUGAAGAAGCUAACAAUAAAAGUGAAAAGCAUUCUGAGGAGGAAUGUAUAAAAAUGGAUGUAGAUGAGCAAAAAGAUGAAACGGAAAAGUUGACAGACAGCGAGGACAAAAGUACCGCAAAAACAGAAAAUAAAGAAACCGUUGAAAAGACACUUGAUUCGAAUUUUAAAGAGGAAAAGGUAGUAGAAGAGUCAGAAAACUUUACAGAAGAUACCAAGAGUUCUACUGUCAGUGAAGAAAAAAAGCAGGAAGACAUAAAGGAUAGCUCGGAUUCGAGUCAAGAUGCAACAGACACCACAAUAGAAGCACCUCCUUCAUCUUCCUCAGAGUCUCAAAAUCCUUCUAAUGCUACUACUACUACUACUGCUACUACUACUACCACCACUACCACCACCACCACUACUACUACUACUGAAGAAAAUAAGGAAUAACCUUCUUUCGCCUGUUUACCAAUUUCAUCAGGUACCAGGGCGGCGCACACAUUGGGGUUACAAAUCCAGUCCCCCUCGUCUAUUUUAACAAAUUGACACCUUUCCGUCGAUCGUUAUUCUAAUCAGCGCACGCGGGUUUACGUUAUUUUUCAUUUUAAUUCGACGAAACAUUCUGAUGUGUGGUACAUUACACAUUUAUUACCAGAGUAAUUACUUGCUUGACGAUUAGUGUAUUUAAUGGUACUGAGUAUACCAUUGGCAUAGUUGUUUUAAUUUAACCUGUACUCGGACGGAGUGGUACAUACAACUCGUUGCACUGAUUAGUUGACGGUACAAAGCGAGGUGUAGAGCGUACGUUGUUCAUGUACAAUGAUAAUAUUAUUGUAAAAUAUAUUUAAUAUGGACUUAUAUAGACAAGUUGUUUUCAAAUCAGAGCUGAGGCCGGAGUCUAAAUACCAGUCUUCAAUUCAGAUCUGAUAUGGAAGUAGCUGAAAUUAAUUCGUACAUAGCAAAUUACUGUAAUACCUUAUCUUAUAUAAAUAAUGACUGAAUGAAAUGGAAUAUAUGAGAAUUAUGAUGAAACGAUUUCUCUUUUUCAUGGAAUACAGAAAUAAAAUUUCUGAGAAACGCGUCGUGGCGUGAUAUCUAUUGUCUCCUUCCUCGCGUAAUGCUACUAAUAAUAACCGGUUUAUCAUUUUCAAUUUUUCUUUUUUUCUUUUUUUUCUUUUUUUCUCUCUUAAUGUUCCUUGUAAUUAAUACUACAAAGAAUAAAAUCUUACGAAUAAAAGCUUAUUGUGAGAUAGAGUUGUGGGUAGAUAUUUUUUUAAAGGGUAGCAUCUUGCAACAUGUCGAUAUAAUCUGUGAUGUAUAAAUCUUUUUUAUUAAGCGCUUUCUUUUUGUUCAUAAUGGUCCAAUAUUAAAUAUGUUGAUAUUAUUGUGUAUUUGAACGGUUGUGAGUGUACAGAUAUAUAGAUUAUAUAAAUUCAAUGCACUAUUAAUCGAAGAAUGACAGUUUUUACCGAAAUAUGGAAAUAAAAUGAUAUAUAAAUCUAAUCAUUUGAACGCUCGCCACGUUUAAACGAUGUGCAAUCAAAGAAGCAGUUUGUUUCAUUCGCGUUUGCAUAGUUUUUGGUUCACACGAAUAAAAAUGUAGCUCCUGGGUAGACAUUUUGUACAAAACGACUCGAGUUGACUUUUCUCCAAUUGUUUAUCAAAUAAGUCUUAAUAAGUAGUUUAAAAGCGUCGCUGAGAUCAUUCUUGUCUUUGUAAAUGAGUGAAAGAAAAAGAAAAAGCAUAAGAGAAAUGAUUUGACUUUGAUCGAAUGGCGUGAGCACUUCUGAUCAUUAAUGUUUUAAUAAGAAAAGAGAGUAUUUGCCAUUCGGUGCUUUUUUUUUCUUUUUCUUAUCAGAAACAUGAUGAGACCUAGCGUCGCUUUUACGAAAGAUUAAAAUCAAAUGCGAUACGCGUGUACAUAGUUAAGGUUUAAGCUUCGUGUAUGGCAAUUGAUCUUAUCUUAGGAAAAAAAAGGAAAAAACAAAGAAAAAAGAAUUGAAACGAGGUUUGCCAGCGUGAGCGUCGUGUUAUAUAAAAAUACAUAAACGUAGAGCUUGAACAUCUUUCCUUUUAUGUUAAUUCAAUCAAAAAUGUUUAAUGACAUUACAUUAUUAAUUAUUUAGAUUAUCUUAAGUGAAUAAACGGUACGUUUUAUAUACAUAUAUAUUAAUAUACACACGCAUAAGUAUAUAUAAUAACUGGUAUUUAUGGGAGAAAACAAAUGUCCAAGAAGUUCGAUAUUAAGAUUUUUACAACAAAUCAAAGUGCGUGUACAUCCAUUCUUGAUACAAGCUAUAAGAAUACUCUUGUCGGUCCAAGAAACGUAGCCUUAAUCUCGUUUACAGUAGAAGAAAAAUUAAAUUGGAAAAUUUGUCUAUUUGUUAAAAUAGAAUUUGUAUAUUUUUUUACACGGCUAAGUUUGUAGAGAACAAACUGCUGGUAUAUAACGAAAGUAUAGAUUAUCAAUAGCGUAAAUAUAAAUUACGUACAUACAUAUAUACGCGCACACAUAUCCUUAUCUAAUUUUCGACAAAAGUUUUCAUAUUACUUAACCUAACGUAAAUGCAAUUUAAAUGUUUCUUCUGAUUUAAUGUCUUGCACGAUAUUCGUUUACUCUAUCUACAAUAACUAAAAAUUAUUCAACUCCUCCUUCUUCUGUUGUUGCACGUUCGUGCAAACAUAUCUCUUUUUCAAUAAUAACAACGAUCGCUUAUUGUGCGUUGCCUUUUUAUUUUUUCUUUUUUAAAUCAUCUGGAUGAUUAGACGCGCUAUGUAGGUACUUAUGAUACAUGCGAAUACUUGACAAAGUUAGAAGAUCCGUAUUCAUAAAAAUUUGAAAGAGAACAAUAAUUUAUAUCUAGUAGUGAUUAGUCGGAUUUUACGUUGUAUGUAAUAUUGACAGAAAAAGUUUUUAAUAUCAUUAGUAAUAAAUCAGUCAAUUUACAUAACGAUUGCAUUAUAAUACACGAUAUAAUGCGUUAGAUAAACGAAUUGGAUAAUUUAUGAGUAAGUACACUCUGGUUGUCUUAUCCAAACUGUAAGAUUCGGGUAAUUUUUAUUUAACACGCGGCAAGAUUUUAUCGUUUCAUCGAAUGGAUUAAGUUGCUCAUGUGUAAAUUACAUGUUAGGCAAAUAAUGUUAGGAGAGUAGUCAAUAUACCAAGCUUGGUGGAGUGAUUGCCUUA